Molecule: messenger RNA, 596 nt
Organism: Octopus sinensis (East Asian common octopus)
Lineage: Eukaryota; Metazoa; Mollusca; Cephalopoda; Octopoda; Octopodidae
Exons: 4
Coding region: 116-595 (159 amino acids)
Cellular component (GO): intracellular membrane-bounded organelle
Molecular function (GO): chloride transmembrane transporter activity
Source: RefSeq, a predicted model, not a curated record
UAUUUUGUAGCUUGCUACAGUGAUAAAUAUCAACGUGCUGCUGCUUAUACCAACUAUAGUUAUUGGGAUAACUGGUGGGAUUUUAGGCGCGUUCUUUACGUUUCUCAAACUGAAGAUGGCGAGAAUGCGGAAAAAGCUACUUUUCAAAAUGCCGAAACCGAUAAUAGCUAGAAUUAUUCACUGCAUCGAACCUAUAAUUUGCAUGGUGAUAAUAGCGACAGUGUAUAUCUAUAUACCCGACAGUUUCGGUUGCACACAGUUCACCUGUAUAACAGAAGACGGAAAUACAACUUAUGGAUGUUAUAAUGACACCAGGGCAGAUCCUGAAGCAGAACCAAAUGUGAUACAUUAUAAAUGUAACAAAGGCUCCAUGAAAAAAACUGGAACUAUGUGGUACACUAAUGGAACAUAUAAUGAAGUUGCCACCUUAUUACUUCUACCUGGAGAAGAUGCAGUGAAAAAUUUAUUUUCAAGAAAUACACAUCUUAAUUUCGGAUUUCCUUCUGUAGCAUGCGUACUGGUCCUGCAUUUUCUGUCUGUUUCUUGGGCGUCGGGAACAGCUGUUGCAUGCGGCAUCCUCGUCCCAGUUGUGUGAG